UUCAGGCACCACGAUAGGCAGCAAAAGCCGUCUUGUGGGGUCCUUUUGGUCGUGGCUAAGCUAACCAGAAAACAUGCCGACUGUCGGUGUAAGAAGGGAUCUUCUUUUUAAAGCGUUGGGAAGAACCUAUACUGAUGACGAAUUUGACGAACUGUGUUUUGAAUUUGGAUUGGAGCUGGAUGAAAUUACCUCAGAAAAGGAGAUAAUUUGCCGUGAACAAGGUGAUGUCAAGGCAGCGGGAGCAUCUGAUGUUGUCCUUUACAAGAUUGAUGUACCAGCAAACCGCUAUGACCUUCUGUGUUUGGAAGGUUUGGUCCGUGGGCUGCAGGUCUUCAAGAAUAAGAUGGAGGCACCUCGGUAUAGACGUGUUAGCCCGAUCAAUGGUGAGCCUCAGAAGCUCAUUAUUACCAAGGAGACAGCAGCAGUGCGUCCCUAUGCUGUGGCAGCAGUUUUAAGGAACAUCACAUUCACACAGGAGCGCUACGAUAGCUUCAUUGAGCUGCAGGAAAAACUCCAUCAGAACAUCUGCAGAAAGAGGAGCCUUGUGGCGAUUGGGACUCAUGACCUCAACACCAUCUCAGGUCCUUUCACGUAUACCGCUAAACCACCCGGAGACAUCCACUUCAAGCCCCUCAACCAGAGCAAAGAAUACACUGCUACCCAACUCAUGAGCCUCUACAAGACCGACAGCCACCUGAGGCAUUACCUUCAUAUUAUUGAAGACAAGCCUGCCUACCCCAUCAUUUAUGACAGCAAUGGUAUUGUCUUGUCGAUGCCUCCCAUCAUCAACGGGGAUCACUCAAAAAUUACACUGAAGACAAAUAAUGUUUUUGUUGAGUGCACAGCCACAGACCUGACGAAGGCGAAGAUUGUGUUGGACAUGAUUGUGACUAUGUUCAGCGAGUAUUGCUCACAGCCUUUCACUGUCGAAGAGGUUGAAGUGGUGAAUGCUGAUGGCACAACCUGCAAAUAUCCAGAGCUGGCAUACAGGAAGGAGAAGCUGUCCUGCAAGUUUGUUAAUAACAAAGUUGGCAUCAAUGAGUCAACAGAGAAGAUCGCCCAGCUGCUAACACGGAUGUGCCUGCGUUCUCGGGCUACUGGUGUUGGCGACGAAAUAGAGGUUGAAAUCCCACCCACCCGCUCAGAUGUCAUCCAUGCCUGUGAUAUCAUGGAGGAUGCAGCCAUGGCUUUUGGCUUCAACAACAUCACCCGCACCACACCACAGACCUACACCAUAGCCAACCAGUUUCCGCUGAAUAAACUGACAGAGCUGUUAAGACAUGACCUCGCAGCUGCGGGUUUCACCGAAGCCCUCAACUUUGCUUUGUGUUCCCAAGAAGAUAUAGCCGACAAGCUUGGUAAGAAGAUCUCAGAGACCAGGGCAAUUCACAUCUCCAAUCCCAAGACUGCAGAGUUCCAGGUGGCGCGCACCACCCUGCUGCCUGGCCUGUUGAAAACAAUUGCAGCCAACAGGAAGAUGCCCCUGCCCCUCAAGCUUUUUGAGAUAUCUGACGUCGUGCUGAAGGAUGACACCAAGGAUGUUGGGGCGAGGAACAGUCGACAUAUUUGUGCCGUGUACUACAACAAGAGUCCAGGCUUCGAAGUGAUCCAUGGCCUGCUGGACCGCACCAUGCAACUGCUGGCGGUGAAACCCACCCGAGGAGAGGGCUACCAUAUCCAGGCUGCAGACGAUUCCACUUUUUUCCCCGGGCGCUGUGCGGAGAUCUUUGUCCAUGGAAAAAGCGUUGGACAUCUCGGGGUCCUCCACCCACAAGUCAUUAACAACUUUGAGCUGACGAUGCCUUGCGCCGCCCUUGAGAUGGACCUCGAGCCUUUCCUUGGCCACACGGCUGAAACUCACCUCACCCAAGAGGUUCCCCUCCAGGAAGUUAUCAGACACAAGUUCCCCACUGAAGUAAAAGCCCCACGAGCUUCCGCGUCCUCCAAAACUGUGUUUGGGGAUUUGAGCACACCCAAGGCUCUCAAAACCCUCAAUGAUUUCCUGUCGGACAAGAGCUACAUCGAAGGCUUUGUAGCAUCUCAAGCUGACGUGGCCGUCUUUGAGGCCAUCGCCUCUGCUCCCUUACCGACUUUCUGCCAUCUCCUGCGCUGGUACAACCACAUCAAAUCCUUCCACGGGGGAAAAGCCGACCUCCCUGCGGUCAACAAACAGUUUGUGCUGCCAGAUACUCCUCCCACAUCCACCAACAGCGACGAAGACCUAGACCUCUUCGGCUCAGACGACGAAGGCGACGGCGCAGAGGCAGCGAAAAUGAAAGAGCAGAGGCUCGCAGAGUAUGCGGCCAGGAAGUCCAAGAAACCAGCAGUUAUCGCCAAAUCCUCCAUCCUUCUUGACGUCAAACCCUGGGAUGAUGAGACGGACAUGGGCAAGAUGGAGGAGUGUGUCCGCAGUGUUGGCAUGGACGGGCUGUUGUGGGGACAGUCCAAGCUGGUCCCGGUGGGUUAUGGAAUCAAGAAGCUCCAAAUAGGAUGCGUGGUAGAAGAUGAUAAAGUGGGCACGGAUCAGCUGGAGGAAGCAAUUACCGCCUUCGAGGAAUAUGUUCAGUCUGUGGACGUGGCUGCCUUUAACAAGAUCUGAAUGAAAGGGUAGCACACGGCCGCUUGGCUACCCUUUGUUUUCACACAGAUACAAUGAGGAUCAACCAUGCAGAAGAACCAGCUUCUCAGGGUGUGGUCACACUCCGCUGGUUUUUGUUUCACUUCAAAUGGACACUUGCGUGGUUUGUUUUGUUAAGUGCAAACCCUCCUCUGAGUAAUCUCAGUCCGCUGGUGUGGUUCAGGUCUCUUCACCCUAUCAUGUUUUUCUUUAUAGAUAUUUUUUAAAAACAGGUUUUACCUCAUCAAUGUCAUCUCAGCCGGUAAAAAUAAUAGCAGCACAAAGUGAAUCAGGACCAAAUGUGUGAUGCAAAAUGCAUCCGAUCAUUUUCUGCGUUGUCCAGCACACCCAAAUUAAAAGUGUCGGCUUAUCCUUAGCUAUCCUCUCCUGACUGUUGGAUUCCCAUCUGAAAAGAAGUCAAUAAAGCUUUAAACUUUCAA
Messenger RNA from Hippocampus comes (tiger tail seahorse), 3057 nucleotides. It is a transcript of the gene farsb, whose product is annotated as phenylalanyl-tRNA synthetase subunit beta. The record is from RefSeq and is a predicted model, not a curated record. Gene Ontology annotation, molecular function: RNA binding; phenylalanine-tRNA ligase activity; magnesium ion binding. NCBI's taxonomy places the organism in Eukaryota, Metazoa, Chordata, Actinopteri, Syngnathiformes, Syngnathidae. Bases 74 to 2599 code for a protein of 841 amino acids. Gene Ontology annotation, biological process: translational elongation; phenylalanyl-tRNA aminoacylation. Gene Ontology annotation, cellular component: phenylalanine-tRNA ligase complex; cytoplasm. The transcript is spliced from 18 exons.